Strongylocentrotus purpuratus (purple sea urchin) is the source of this 8140-nucleotide messenger RNA. RefSeq names its product serine/threonine-protein kinase 25. The record is from RefSeq and is a predicted model, not a curated record. Bases 691 to 1950 code for a protein of 419 amino acids. The transcript has 9 exons. NCBI's taxonomy places the organism in Eukaryota, Metazoa, Echinodermata, Echinoidea, Camarodonta, Strongylocentrotidae. Gene Ontology annotation, biological process: protein phosphorylation. Gene Ontology annotation, molecular function: protein kinase activity; ATP binding.
CUGAACUUGUAUACGAGAUUUUGAGGUGCUAUUCUGGAUAAAUACCUGCCAUCAAUAAGGGAAUUUUGUGAGAUAAACCUAACGACAAAGGAUCCACGUCGAACAUUUUUUGACUAUUUUGUGCAGCCAAUGAAGCAGCAGGACCAGUGACGCGUUGUGCAAUCAUUUCCUACGCUCAUCCUCUGGCGUGCUGUGCUGGUGGUGCGGCCUGCGGUGGUGGUAGUACGGCACUGGUAUACAUGUACACACUCAUGUGUGAACCUGCGUGUAUCAGACAUAAAAUCUAACUAAAUAACAAAGUCGAAGACUGUAUUGUCACAUGGAAUAUAUAGAGCAUCUUUAUUAUUGUCUGACAGCUACUACAUGUACAUGUACCUCAACAACUCGAACAUUGAGAUUCUGACUUCUGAGUCCUUGACUCCGAUUGAUUUGUCUGCAUGUGCUGCUAAACCUGCGGUCAAUUUAAAUUUUUCUUCAACUUUGGAUUUUUAAGUCUCAUAUCGCACUGUUCUUGUUUGCAUAUUGUGAAGAAUAAUAGACUGCAUUUCAAUCAAUCGUUUACCAGUCCUCUGGAAUAUAUUUGUGGAUCUUAUUCAAAUCGAAGACAGUGACAAUUUUAAGAGGUGCUUUGUGGACAUCAGGGAUGAAGGAUAUUUUCGACAUUCGGUAGCAAAACAUCAAGACAUCAAAAUGAGUAGCAGAAAUGCACAUCACAGUUUAACGAAGAAUAUGAAGGCGGACCCAGAGAAGCUCUACACGAAGCUAGAGCGUAUCGGCAAGGGUUCCUUCGGCGAGGUCUACAAGGGCAUAGACAACAUCUGCAAGGAGAUCGUAGCCAUCAAGAUCAUUGAUCUAGAGGAGGCUGAAGAUGAGAUUGAAGACAUUCAGCAAGAGAUCACCGUCCUCAGUCAAUGUGAUUCGAUUUAUGUCACAAAGUACCAUGGCUCAUACCUCAAGGGCACCAAGUUAUGGAUCAUCAUGGAGUACCUGGGAGGAGGGUCCGCCUUAGAUCUUCUCAAGUCAGGUGCGAUGGAUGAGAUCUACAUUGCAACCAUCCUACGUGAAGUCAUCAAGGGAUUAGAUUAUCUGCACUGUGAGAGGAAGAUACAUAGAGAUAUCAAAGCUGCAAAUGUAUUACUGUCUGAGAAUGGCGAUGUCAAACUGGCUGACUUUGGUGUAGCCGGUCAACUCACAGAGACACAGAUAAAGAGAAAUACGUUCGUUGGUACACCGUUCUGGAUGGCUCCUGAAGUCAUUAAACAGUCAGCUUACGACUCAAAGGCUGACAUGUGGUCCUUAGGCAUCACAGCUAUCGAGCUGGCUAAAGGGGAACCCCCUAACUCUGAUCUUCACCCCAUGAGAGUCCUCUUCCUCAUCCCAAAGAACAACCCACCCAAGCUAGAAGGCAGCUAUACCAAGAACUUCAAGGACUUUGUAGAAGUCUGUUUAAACAAAGACCCACGGCAUCGGCCGACAGCCAAGGAGCUACUAAAACACCGCUUCAUUAAGCAAGCAAAGAGAACCUCCUACCUGACAGAGCUGAUUGAGCGUUAUAAGAGGUGGAAGGCAGAGGGUAACGACUCACCGGACUCAGACCCAGAGGAUAAUGAAUUCCCUAAUGAGUCGCUUCAGAAUAACUUACCUGAUUUUGACUACGGGAACACGAUCAGGGGACCACAGUACAUUCCUGAGCCUCCUCAACCUGAACCGGUUGAAUCUAUCCCUAGAAGACAACCUAAAUCAGAAUGCAUUCAGUCCCUCCUUGGUCCUAUACUCAGAGAUCUCAAGCGCAAGAAUGAGGGUUUAUCCGGUGCCAUCGAUGAGCUACAGAACAGCUUUGAUAUGGCAGAAGAGUCGAGUCCAGGAAUCUGUGAUAGAUUAGUCAGUCAGGUUGUCUCUAGAGUAGAAAGUCCUCCAAGACCAUCAGUGUCAAGAUCAGGUCAACAUUAACCAAUCAUCACACCCCCACCCACCAGCAGCCAUCGUGUCAUGCUCGUGAACAGAACUGUACCAGCAGCCAAGCAUGAGCAAGCAAGCCAAGACUGUAUGAACAAUGAUGAGCACGGUCAAUGAUGCGGCACAAGACACCAUUGUGUCCUCAUCGGUGGUGACUUCUUUGCGGCAGGCAUUCGUGUCAUUGUACAGGUUCAGAUGCUAGAUGGCAAGGAAGAGAUUAGGAUGUCAUUGAUGAUAUCAACAGAGAAGGGCAUUUUUCAGAAAGGGCGUAUCAUCGAUACCAAGCUGUAAAGAAGGAUGUGUGAUGAUUAUCAAGCGGUAGAGUGUGUGCUUUGAGAUGCUUAACCCAUUGCUUACUGGAACCGUGUGGCUCCUGUAUAAAGCCUAUGACAAUGUAUGAAUUCAGUAGUCAACCGGUUAAUGGCUAAUCUUUUCAGGAUUUGUCAGCAUUUGAGAGAAAGAAGUUUCUUGUUUAAAGGAGACAGAAGUGAUUGAUUGAUGUGUCCAUUCGCUUUCAUAGAAGAGUUACAGCCAGAGUGAGAGAUGAUUAGUAGAAAUGCCUUACUCCAGUUCUAGUACAGCAUGUAGACGUGUCUCCCUCCAUUGGUACUGCUAAGAACGGAGUCACAAGAAAUAGCCUUCAGACAGACAUUAUUAACAUCAUAACACUCUCUUGUUCCAGUCUACAGUAAUGACAGUAGAAAUAGUAUAUGUAUCUGGCUGGAUUUUCAUUACAUUUGAUGCUUGUAGACUCGGCUUCAUGGAGAGUCGUUAUGACAAACACUUGCGGAAAAACCCUUCUGCGAAUUUGUGCAUGUUCAUGAAAGAAAGGAUCAUCCCGCAACCUUUGCUUUUGCGAGGAACCCUUAUCUACAUUUUCGGGUUGUAUGCUAUAAGAUUGUAAUAUCCCUGUUACAAUGCAACUAUACUGCUUAUCUCUGUCUCGCUACAAUUUAAUAUGAUACAGUGUUACUGAGUAACCAUACAUUUACACUCUAGCUCUUGUAUAGGGUAAUACAUCCAUUAAUUCUUCUCUUUUCCUCACUGUAACACAGACCCUAGUUUGAUCUUCAACAUAAUCUUACUUACACUAAUACAUCUGAUAGAUAAUCAUCAGUGUAAUAUACUCAUUUUGACAUAUAAAUAUAUAUAUAUUUUUGCAUACUAUUUCUAUCUCUCAUAUAACCCCAAUAUUAUUGUAUGGCCAUAGGGAGAUGCCCUAACAGUGUUUAAAUGAAAGCAAGUUUCUCAUCAUUUUCCGGGUUCAUUUUUAAACAGAAUAUUCUGAAUUUACAUCAUAAUAUACACAAUUAACGAUUAUAGAGGGUGUUAACAAAAACAAAAGACAAUUCUGUUUUCCUUGAUGUACAAUGGCAUCAACAUACUCAAGGUAUUUGACACCAGGGGGGUGUUUCACAAAACUUGUCAUCAGUGACAAAAGACAGUCUUUGUUAUAAGCUACUAAAAUCCUUGCUCCUGAUUGGUUAUCAACGGAUUUGUCACUGAUUUUUGUCAUUUGUCAUUGAAAAAAGGCUUUGUGAAACACCCCCCAGGAUUCAACUUUGUUGUACUAUCUAAACUUUGUAAACCCUAGUGAUCAGACAACCUGAAUUCAAAAUUAUUUGGUCUACCUGUAUGUUUUAUGAGUAUUCUGAACAUGUAUUGGGCAAUGAUUAGACAGAAGAGCUGCUGAUGGGCAGGGGGGAAUCCCCUUCCUUAGAAAUGAACACACUCACACACAGACACACACUCACACACAGACACACACAGACUAACACAGACAAACACUGUUGGGGUAAACCUGUGGCCAGGGACCUGUUUCACAAAGCCUUUUUUCAAUGACAAAUGACAAAAAUUAGUGACAAAUCUGCUGAUGACCAAUCAGAAGUAAAGAUUUCAGUAGCUUAUAACAAAAACUGUCAUUUGUCACUGAUGACAAGUUUUGUGAAAUGCCCCUCAGGUUUGUUGAGGAUGAUAGUAAUAUUUGAGAUGUGCUUAUGAUGUACAUGUAGAUUUAGGCUUCCAUGUUGUCACUGGUUGGUUCCAGUCUCGCUUUCGUCAAUUUGAUAAUGAGUUUGAAAUGGUCUGUCAUCAUAUUAUGAUUUUUUUUUUCCUUCUCCAUGUAUGUGUGUUGUAAAGAAGGAACAGAUGUUGUAUAUGGUUGUAUUUAUUCCUUGUGUCAAUCAGAUUUUGGUAUUAUAGACUGAAUAUAAUUUCAUAUUAGAUGAAUUUCAUGGAUGUAGGUUUAUCGUUUGCAUAUUGACCUCUGACCUCUCAGAUGCAAUAAGUCUUUGAUGGAAACAUGUUUGAGGUUCGUAACCCAAUGUCAAGAUGCUUUUAUUCUAAUUUGUUUCUUCUCAAAGUUAAUCUCAAGCAGAGUCUUAUUCAUACAGCACCUAUAACAUUAUUCUUAUUAUUAUUAUUAUUACUUAUACCGCGCUUUUCCCAUAAGGCCCAAAGCGCUUACAGUGAAUGAAAGUUAAAAUUACAUAAAUACAUAUAAUUAGAAAAAACUACAAAUUGCAAAAAAGAUGUGUUUUUAAGGCCUUUCUGAAGGUAAGAACAUAUUUUCACUUCUGUGCUAUUGAUAUCAUUUCAGAAUCAUAAAAGGCCUGCUUCAUCUUCAAGUCCAAUCUGUGUAUUUAUGAAUCAUUUGAGGGCUAGAUUGUUUUGAGAUUACGUGCUUUCUGAUAUCCCAGAAGCAAUUCCAUCAUUGUUAUAAUUUAAAACAAUUGUUGAAGUAAUUUGCUUGACAAUACGAACUAAAAUAGGAUGGCUGUUUUUUAAAAAAAAUCAAGUAUGAUGAUAAAAGCUGUCCUGAAAAGCCCAGUUAUCAGGAUUUUGUCAUUUGAAUUGCACACCUCACAAUAUGCAAUAAUCAGUUGUGUGCGAUACAGUUCUGAAUCAACUUCCAUGAUCUUUACUACGUAAUGAUACCAAAUGAAUGAGCUACAGAAUCACACUCUCCAUGUAUAUAUAUUUCAUUCUGUUUGGGACUGUUACAAACUACUGUAAGAUGAGAGCAUGUUACUUCUCCACGUGUUAAGGUCAAAGGUCAAAGAGACUUGUCCUCUUCCAAUUCACUACUUCUCAUCAGAAACCUGCAAUCAUGUGAUCAUGUGACCUGCAAUCAUAGAAGUCAUGUGAUCCAUGUCAUCACAUUGGUUUUGAAACAAGGACACACUCAUGCCCACAUGGCCAUACAAUGAAGCAUUCUUCUUAAUGAUACAAAGUGAUGAAUAAUACCUGAUAAUAAUAAUAAUAAUAUAUUACAUUUUAUUAUUAUAUAAAUCACUUAAUACAAUGUUUCUAAGCACUCAACAAAAAUACAAAGUAAUGUUAACCUACAACAAUAUUAUACAGGAUACAUAAUUCUAAUAACAAUGUAUAUAAUAAUAAUGAUAAUAAUUGAUCUUUACAUAGCACUUUAUAAAUAAACAAACAAAAUAUAAUUUGAUUACAUAUUGAACAGAUAAGUUUUAAGUUUAAUCUUGAAGUUUUCUAAAGUUGGGACUCGUGUAUUUUAUGGGGAAGUUUGUUCCAAAGUUGGCUUUAGCUGAGAUACCCUAGAGAGGGAGGCAAUGAAGCAUUCAAUGAAUUUUUUCCUACCCGGAACCUAUUAGCUUUACCUGGGUGGAGAGUGGCGUAUGUAGACUAAUAUGUCUUGCUUAAGGACAUGUCAUCUGACGUUCAGAUCCAGAAGGGCCUUUAUUGUGUGUUGAAGUAUGAAAGUGAACACUCUUCAAGCUCCACACACUGUAUUACCAUCUGACAUUGAACCUACUCAGUCACAGAGUCACUUUGGGGUGCUGACUUACAAUGUAGCCCAUGCAAUGCAUAAUCCCAAUCUCAAUCCUGUGUCGUUAACAUACUAUGUAUUUUCCAUAAUAAUUAUAAUAAUAUUGAAUAUUUAGGAGCGCUAAAAACAAUACCGGUAAGUACCAUAGCGCUUACAAAUACAAACAUAUGAAAAAAGGACAAAAAUGUACAGUACAGGAAGUAUAUCACAUAGAUCAUUGGGGGGAAAAGUGAGUUUUGAGGGAUCUUUUGAAGGUGGCAAGACAGGUAAUUUCCCUUAUGGAAAGAGGGAUGCUGUUCCAAGUCUCUUAUGCAGCUACUGCAAAACGUUUUUCAGCAGCUGAGAGUCUAGAUGACUCUUGCAAAUUAUCUGCAUUUUAAGUACAAAAGUUAACACCCUUAUGGCCCUCAACAUUCAUCAUGUGAUUUAGUCAAGCAGUAUAAUGCCUUAUUGAACAGAGAGAAAGAAGUAGUGAAUUGUAAAAGGCUUCAACUGAAUUUACUUUGCAUGAAGCUGUGUCGCAGCGGAAUAGAGUAACCAAAUUUGAAGCAGCAUUAUCUUGAAGAUAGGAUUAAAGUUAUAUGGUUGUGUUUUUACUGAUUCGCUCAGAAGCAGUAGGCCCCUUGAAGGCUUGAUUUGUUAAAUUAUGAGAGAGUUUAUGUACAUUCUUUGAAUCAUAGCUAUUAUUUUUGUGUUUGAAAUUCAGUUUGUAUUAUUUUCUUUGCACAAAUUAUUCAGAGUGCUGCAACAGGUUUGAAUUUGGUAACACAUUCUGUUUCUUUAAAGAUAAAGUUGAGUUCUGGUCAUCCGAUUGCAUUGUGAAAGAAACGGUGUGGAAUCGAUCAGAAAAGGUUGAUUAGCUAGCAUAUAAGUAUUUGUAUGUAUUGCAAGGUUCUGGAAUCAUUAAAAUGAUAAGAAAUCUGGCCCAGUCUUGGUAAAGUUAAAAGCACUGUACACAGAAAGAUGUAUAUGGGACUACACAAACAAGUGGUGUAAAAAUCUGUCCCGAUUUUUACGAUGUUACAUGCCAUAUCUAGAAUAUGAAAGCAUUUGAAGAGCCAUGCUUUUCAGGGAACAUGAUUUAUCUGAUGUUCUUCCACACUUGCAUAAUAACAAUGACCAUGCUCACAAAUUAUUGUUCACCUCUUCCCAGAACUCAACUUUAUCUUUAAGUGUCUAAUUUACAGAGCUCUCUGAAUAUUCAUCAUUCUCAACAUAUAUUAUUUCUUCAUUUCUGUGUGCAAACUAUCUCCUUCCAAUGGUCAUUAAUAUUCAUCUUCUUAUUGGAGUAUGAAUUGAUAAUAAUCCUUUUAUGUAACAUAUUUGAUGUGAUGUUGCAUGUCAUUUAUUACCAUGUAUUAAAUUCUCUCAUUUUAAAAAACUUACAAUGAAGAACAUAAUGUCCCUUCAAUGUUUGACUAAUUAUCUGAUAUUCUAUAACAUGAUGAUAUGUAACUUGUAUGCAAAUGAGUUUGUACAUUUUCUAAUUCUACUGACAGAAUUUGGUCCAAAUGAAGCCUAUUUUGUACCGAGUAAUUUUGAUGGUAUUUAUCUCUAGGUCAUUAGAUAUUUUGAUAUGUAUUUCAGCUUAUGUGAUUGAAUCUAUUUUGUAUUUCUAGGACCAUGAGGAUUGUCCAUGCCACAUGUAACAUUGUUUUUGUGGUAUUUAUAGUUGUACCAGAAAAUGGGUUUCCUCAUACAGAUCUCAUUGUACAGUUGAGAGAAGGAAGUAUUUUUUCUUGUUAUAGUCUGACUUUUGUUUUACAUAUAGGUUGGUCCUUUUUUUAAUUAAUAAUAUUUACUAAUUACAUACUUGCUUGCAUGGUUGCAGAUUUAUCAAUUUUUUGUAUUUUUCUCUUACUUGAUAGUGAUUAGUCUUUAUACCUGUAUGUUUGGAAUGUUUAACUUGGAAAAACAACCUUUUUUUCAAUGAGAUUUAAGAGCAUUGAUACAACAAAUGUCUCUUAUAAAUAGAUAAUUAUCUGUCAAGUAAGACAUAUGCUUGUUUAUCUGGGAUUUCUUUCUUAAAUUGUAAAGCUUUUAAAAUACUCUUUAUUUAUUUGUUUCCAUUAUUAUAGCAAGAUGAUAUACAAUUGUGAAUAGGGGUGGUGGUAAAACUUGUAGAUUUGUAGAGUGUUACUUUUUUUUAUAAAUUGAAACAAAGCAUAUUUCCUAUGAUUAGGAAGUAUGAUUUUUUAAACAUGAACAAUUAUUGAUUUGUAACAUGCACACAUGUACAAGUACCGGUUUGUCCUCAUGAGAGAGAAUUUUUAUUUGCAGUUUAGAUGUGGAUGUGAAACGAAUAUGAUCCUUCUUGUGGAUGACGCCUCUCCUAAUGGACUUUAGUUGAACUUGCUAUGAAAUUGAGAAGGUAAUCAUGCAAAU